AUGUACGGUUCAGCGAAGCAUGUCACUCAACUACCGAAACAGGACAGUUUCCCGAAAGUGACCAAAGUUGUUCCAUUGACCGAGGAACAAAGAGAAGCGAUCAAACAAAGUCACAAGAAAUUGGCUGAAAGUGCAGCCAAGUAUGGCAAUGAAUUGUUCAUUCGCCUCUUUUCUGACUUCCCUGACUACAAGGAUAUUUGGCCGAGAUUUCGCGCCCUACCGGAUAGCUCUUUAGUUGGAUCGGAUCAAAUGAGAAGCCAUGCAAGUGUGUAUAUGAAGGGAAUUGAGACGAUUGUUUCGAAAAUCGAUGAUGACGUUGCUUUACAAGAAGUUUUACGGAAAAUCGCAAGCAGUCACGUUCGCUUUAACAUCACAAAGGCACAUGUUGAGCACAUGGUCCCCUGUCUUCUCGAGGUGCUCAGAUUGUCCAAUGGCAGCAUCAGUGAUGAGACUCGAGCAGCUUGGACGCGACUCUAUGACAAUUUUGGCGAAAUCCUCGCACAACUCAGCAAAGAAAGAGGGAUUAAACGC
This is a messenger RNA of Mesorhabditis belari, 531 nucleotides long. The record is from the annotation of a GenBank genome assembly. NCBI's taxonomy places the organism in Eukaryota, Metazoa, Nematoda, Chromadorea, Rhabditida, Rhabditidae.